AGUCCCCUGUGGGUGUGUGACUUUCUUCUCCAUCCUUGAUUGCACCUCAGCCAAGACCCAGCCAUGUCUGAUGUAGAAGAAGAAUAUGAGGAGCAGGCAGAGGAAGAGGCAGAGGAACCAGAACCAGAAGAGGAUGCAGAGGAGCAGGAAGAAGAUGGAGGUGAACAGCAAGAGUACUCAGAAUAUCAAGAUCAGGAGACUCAGGAGGAAGAGGAAGAGAGGCCCAGACCCAAGCCCGUGGUCCCUCAGCUGGCGCCUCCAAAGAUUCCUGAGGGGGAUCGAGUGGACUUUGAUGAUAUCCAUAGAAAAAGAAUGGAGAAAGACCUGUUGGAGCUGCAGACUCUGAUUGAUGUCCACUUUGAACAGCGGAAGAAGGAGGAGGAAGAGCUCAUUGGACUGAAAGAUCGGAUUGAACGGCGGCGUUGUGAGCGGGCUGAACUGCAACGUGUGAGAGCCGAGAAGGAGAGGGACCGUCAAACCAGGAUUGCGGAGGAACGCCAGAGAAAGGAGGAUGACGAGGCCAGGAAGAAGGCUGACGAUGAUGCAAAAAAGAAGAAAGUUCUGUCUAACAUGGGGGCUAAUUUUGGUGGCUUUCUUGCAAAGGCGGAGCAGAGAAGGGGGAAACGACUGACAGGAAGAGAGAUUAAAAGAAAGACUCUAUGUGAGAGGCGCAAACCUCUGGUGACUGACAAUAUGAGGGAAGAUGCCCUGAAGCAGCGUGCACAGGAGAUGUGGAAUUGCAUCUACGAGCUGGAGUCUGAUAAGUUUGACUAUAUGGAUGAGAUGAAGAAACAGAAAUAUGAGAUUAUUGUCCUCCUCAACAGAAUUUCUCAUGCUCAGAAGUUCAAAAAGGGUCUUGGCAAUAAAGGCAAAGUUGGUGGUCGCUGGAAAUGAAGUCUUUUUGCCAUAGUGGAGGACAGGGUCAAAUGGGGAGAGCUGCAUAUGUCUUCCUUCUCCUUUCCUCUCCCUCUCUCCCACCAUUAGCUCCAUCUCUGUGUUAUCAAAACAAUGUUUUGAAAAGAUUAAAUACAUGAUUCAUAAA
This is a messenger RNA of Clupea harengus (Atlantic herring), 1042 nucleotides long. RefSeq names its product troponin T type 1 (skeletal, slow) (gene tnnt1). Gene Ontology annotation, cellular component: troponin complex. Gene Ontology annotation, biological process: regulation of muscle contraction; sarcomere organization; slow-twitch skeletal muscle fiber contraction. The record is from RefSeq and is a predicted model, not a curated record. NCBI's taxonomy places the organism in Eukaryota, Metazoa, Chordata, Actinopteri, Clupeiformes, Clupeidae. Gene Ontology annotation, molecular function: tropomyosin binding; troponin T binding. Bases 64 to 894 code for a protein of 276 amino acids. The transcript has 15 exons.